AGUCAAUGCUCGUGUCAAAAGUGAAUGGCGGAUUCGAUUGUUGAUUGUUGAAAAAUUAUUUAGUUCGUCUCUAAUUUUUAUUCUGGGGGUAAAUUUCAUGUUUAUGUUAAACAGAUGGCAGCCGGCCGAAUUUGCGGAACCUGCUGCAGACCUAUAAGGGAUCGCUACAUUUUGCAAGUCGUGGACAAUUCCUAUCACGAACGCUGCCUGCAGUGCUACGCCUGCGGCGAUCGCCUCUACCAGACCUGCUUCGUAAAGGACUCCAAGCUGUUCUGUCGAAUAGAUUACGACAGGUUGUACGUGAAAAAGUGCUUCGGAUGCUCGGAACGGAUCACGCCCGAGGAGCUGGUGAUGCGUACCUGCGAAAGCGUCUUCCACGUCCGCUGCUUCGCGUGCGUCGUCUGCGGUAUGCGCCUACAAAAGGGCGAUCACUACGUCUUCAAGCAGGGCCAGGUGCUCUGCAAGCCCGACUACGAAAAGGAGGUGGAGAUGCUGCAGGGCUACUCGCACAGCGAGUACUUCUGCGACGAAAUAAUACCGUCGCCCCGAUCCGUCGACGGACGCAGGGGGCCCAAGAGACCGCGUACGAUUCUGACCACCCAGCAGCGUCGAGCCUUCAAGGCGUCUUUUGAAGUCAGCCCGAAGCCCUGCAGAAAAGUGCGCGAGGCGCUCGCCAAAGACACCGGCCUUAGCAUUAGAAUCGUACAGGUGUGGUUCCAAAACCAAAGGGCGAAGAUGAAGAAGAUGAAAAAGAAGGCCGGCCAGGAAAAGCUGGGCGGUGACUUGGACGACGACAAGAAGAUAGGCGUUAAAGAAGAAGAACAAAGUCCAGCGGCUUUCCUGAAUGACAGCUGCAGCGACUCAGAGACGGGGAAGGACGUUUUCUCCAGUAUAAAACAAGAGAGUAACCUAUUCCUGAACAUAAAGGAGGAGCAGGACAGCAAUGGGGCCUUCUUCAAACCCGACGGAGGUCAUCACCUGUCCAGUUCCGGUCUUACCGGCGGCGUUGACAAGUUUCAGAGUGGCUACGUCGGUUUUCCCUUCGCCAGUCUGGAUUCCGGUCAGCUUUCCAUGUUCUUAACGCCACCACCCGCGCACAAAAAUGUCGUAACGCACUCCGUUCACUUGGACAUCAAUCCGAUAGAUCGCUUGUACUCGAUGCAGAAUUCGUACUUUUGCGCUGAGGAACCUUCGAUAAUUGACCACUAGGACGUUUUCGUUGACGCUUCGCUUUUCGCAUUUGUUCUGUUAAUAAUGUCGAUGACUUAGUUUUAUAUACAUAA
This is a messenger RNA of Photinus pyralis (common eastern firefly), 1283 nucleotides long. RefSeq names its product LIM homeobox transcription factor 1-beta. The transcript is spliced from 5 exons. Gene Ontology annotation, molecular function: RNA polymerase II transcription regulatory region sequence-specific DNA binding; DNA-binding transcription factor activity, RNA polymerase II-specific. The record is from RefSeq and is a predicted model, not a curated record. NCBI's taxonomy places the organism in Eukaryota, Metazoa, Arthropoda, Insecta, Coleoptera, Lampyridae. Gene Ontology annotation, biological process: neuron differentiation; regulation of transcription by RNA polymerase II. Gene Ontology annotation, cellular component: nucleus. The coding region runs from base 115 to 1209 and encodes 364 amino acids.